Molecule: messenger RNA, 942 nt
Organism: Nannochloropsis gaditana CCMP526
Exons: 5
Coding region: 77-757 (226 amino acids)
Source: RefSeq, a predicted model, not a curated record
GGACAACACAGGUGUGCCCAUUCUAUCGCUUGUCGCGUGUGCUCAGAGGUGGUGUUUCCCACUCUGAUAAACAAAAAUGGUAAUGCCAUCGAUAGUCAUGAAAUAUUUCACGCUCUUCAUUGUAUUUGCCGCAUCGGCACGUGCCGAUUGCCCUCCUGAUGGCGCUCUUCAAGUCGCUGUGUCCACAAGCAAAACGCGGGUCAGGAGGGGAGGAGUCACGAUGUUCACUCUGACGUUACAGCAAGUCACGGAUUGGGGGAAUGCCACUGCCAUUUACCCUGCGCUCAUCCUUCCUGUCGAUAAUCAUACCGACCACGACCAUGAUACCCAUCACGAUCAUGAUACCGACCACGAUACCGAUCAUGAUCACGAUCACGUUGAGUCGGCUCGAAAUCUCGCAGGGGGAGGGGGAGGGCAUGAGCACGAACAUGCGCCUGCCUACUUCCGAAGCGGCCGAAUCAAGCCACGCAUCUGGAAAAGGUCGCGUUCGAACAGGCCGAUCUUUGAAGCACACGAUAGCCUGGUUUACUUCAUGCUCCCCUCUGACUAUGCCACCAGCGUGCCCAACCCCAGGCCAUCGGCUUCAGCGCCCGAGCACGCGUUCAGGUUUGACGUGGUGGUAGGCAAGACGCUGGAAGAGGAUCAUCUCGAAUUUGAUCUGGUUAUUCUCGACGGCUUGGACGGCAACAUCUGCUUUGGUCCGGAACAUGUAGAGAUUGACGUCUAUGGACGCAUUCGACCUGAAAGGGAUCAUUAGUUCUAGUCGGUCGACUUGCAUGGGACGCAACUUUGUUCAACACUGAGUCUUCGGGAGGGAAAUAAGAAUGUGAAAAGCCUUAAAGAAAUGAGUUAAUGGGGCAAGAAGAUAGGUGGAGGGCCACCCAAGCGAUAUUUUUUGAUCGGUGUGUAAGGACUUGCCCAUGUGUUGACCGAGUCGCGAAG